Molecule: messenger RNA, 2106 nt
Organism: Fusarium vanettenii 77-13-4
Lineage: Eukaryota; Fungi; Ascomycota; Sordariomycetes; Hypocreales; Nectriaceae
Exons: 5
Coding region: 1-1992 (663 amino acids)
Biological process (GO): xenobiotic detoxification by transmembrane export across the plasma membrane
Cellular component (GO): membrane
Molecular function (GO): antiporter activity; xenobiotic transmembrane transporter activity
Source: RefSeq, a predicted model, not a curated record
AUGCCCGAAUCUACUUCGUCGGCUGUCGAUAUCAACAGCGGCCCCAGAGGUCGCCGUCACUCGGUUCUAUCAGACUUCCUCCCCGGCAGUUUAACCUUCCCUUCGUCGUUUGUGGCUACAGCUCCGAGUGUCCAAGAAAUUCUAAACCGAGAUAUCGAAGAUUGCUCUUCCGACGAAGAAGAAGAGGACGAAGAAGCUCAUGUUGCCACUGACGAUUCUGAAUCGAGACACGUUGAUUCUGCCGAUGUUCAGCUAGCAUUCCAUUCCAACGGGGUCGCAUACGGGUGCGGCUUUUCUACUAUCCCGCUUCCCGGCAUAGACCUUCCUGUUUCCAACCCACACGAGCAAGAUGAAUCCCUGCAAGCCGAAAUCGACCUGCUACGUGACAACGACAUCCUUCCCCCAAAACACCCUCGAGCACGGAGAGCUAGCGUCGUCGAGCGCGCAUACCGAACCGUCUUUAGCACAAGAGUACAAGACCACCAUGCUGCUGCCGAAGAGCCUACUGAAGAGACGCGACUUCUACCAGAUGUAACGGCAGGCUUCGAAAACGGACUUGCAACGCCGCCUUCCGACGAAAUACAUAAAAAAUGGGAGCAAGCCGUAGCGGCACAUGAUAUCGAGACGACCUGGCAGCGUGAAGCGAAGACGCUGGUGCAAUAUGCGGCACCUUUGAUUAUCACGUUCUUGCUCCACUACUCGGUUACUGUGGCCAGUGUGCUCACGGUCGGUCGUCUUGGAAUGGAGGAGCUGGCAGCCGUGAAUCUGGCCACCAUGACGGCGAGCAUCACUUACUACGUCCCUGUACAAGGCCUAGCAACUUGCCUCGAUACCCUUUGCGCCCAAGCUUACGGAUCUGGCCACAAACAUCUCGUGGGGGUUCAAGCCCAGCGCAUGACUUGGAUACUUUGGAUUCUAAUGCUCCCCAUCGCCGUGGUCUGGUGGUUCUCGGAGCCAAUACUCUCAGCUCUCGUCGGCAAGGGGCAAACAGCAACGCUUGCAGCUCUCUAUCUGCGCGUUUUGAUUGCCGGUAUGCCUGGAGUCGCCGCCUUUGAAAGUGCAAAGCGGUUUGUGCAGUCGCAGGGUCUGUUUCAUGCCACGACUUACACACUGCUCAUCGGUGCUCCCCUGAGUUUCCUGCAAAACUGGCUAUUCGUCUUUCGAGCUGGCUGGGGCUUUGCUGGAGCCGCAACGGCUAUGGCAGUGACUCAAAAUUUGUUGCCGAUUCUAGUCAUCUUUUACGUCAUGUUGUUCGAAGGCGGGCAAUGCUGGAAAGGCCUCAGCUGGAAGGCAUUCAGCAACUGGGGCCCAAUGAUAAGGCUGGCUCUCCCUGGCAUGAUCAUGAUAGAAGCCCAGUUUUCCGUCUUGGAGAUUCUUACCAUCGCCGCUGGUCGUUUUGGAACUGCUCAGCUAGCAGCGCAGAGCGUCCUUGUCACUAUGACAUCGACGUCAUUCAACAUUCCCUUUCCGUUGGCCAUUGCAACAUCUACUCGAGUUGCCAAUCUAAUUGGAGCGCAUCUGAGUGACGCUGCCCGAACAACUGCAAGAGUGGCUAUUGUCGCGGCUUGCGUUGUUGGACUCUUCAAUCUAACGAUAUUUGUCACGCUUCGCAAACAACUACCACGGAUCUUUACAGAAGAUGACGAGGUUGUCGAUAUUGCCUCACAGGUUAUCCUCGUCUGUGCAAUAAUGCAAAUUUUCGAUGCCAUGGCCGCCGUAUCUCACGGUCUCCUCCGAGGAAUCGGGCACCAAGCGAUUGGAGGCUACGCCAACUUGUUUUCAUAUUAUCUUGUGGCCCUGCCCAUCGCACUGGGUACGAGUUUCGGUCUAGGCUGGAAGCUAGCCGGUCUUUGGGUCGGAUUGACCGUCGGCCUUGCCGUCGUCUCGGGGAUCGAAACUCUGUAUCUCUAUCUAACUGAUUGGGAGACUGCUGUGGCUCAGGCUGAAGCUCGGAUGCGAUCAGAGACACGGAGGAUGUCGGUGGUUGUGUAAUUUUCACUGCUCAUUAAGAAGUUCAGCCACCUCAGCUUUUAGAUGCAACAUGCUAUGGCUGCGGAGGCAGAGACCAGUUAUCCUUUUAUCAAAAUAUUUCUCAUCGCUUCAAAA